Molecule: messenger RNA, 1461 nt
Organism: Callorhinchus milii (elephant shark)
Lineage: Eukaryota; Metazoa; Chordata; Chondrichthyes; Chimaeriformes; Callorhinchidae
Gene: cln5
Product: CLN5 intracellular trafficking protein
Exons: 4
Coding region: 100-1194 (364 amino acids)
Biological process (GO): lysosome organization
Cellular component (GO): lysosomal membrane; lysosome
Molecular function (GO): hydrolase activity, acting on glycosyl bonds
Source: RefSeq, a predicted model, not a curated record
UGUGGGGGGAGCCUGGGGGGCAGCAGAGUUACUGAGCAGGACAUCAGGAAGCGAUCAUACGAUCAUUCAUGUGACUGCAGCGCGGAAGCAGGAACUCAAAUGGCAUUAAAGAGUCGGGGAAGCAGCCGGUGCAGCCCGGGCACCGAGAGCAGCUGUGCACGGGGUGAGCUCGGGAGGAUGAGGGCGGCUGUGUGCAGCUCUGUGUGGCUGUGGCUGGGGUUGGUGUUGGUGUUGGGUUGUCAGCGAGUGUCGGGCGGCGCUGCACACAGAUCAGGAGCACAGACAUGGCCGGUGCCUUACAAGCGAUUUGAUCAUCGUCCUAAACCGGAUCCAUACUGCCAGCCCAUUUACCCAUUCUGCCCCAAAGGCUCUUCUAAUGGGGAGAUUCCUCAGAUGAAGGACCAAGACAUUAUUGAGGUUUACCGACUUCAGACACCGGUGUGGGAGUUCAAAUUCGGAGAUCUGCUUGGACAUUUUCAUAUUAUGCAUGACGCAAUUGGAUUCCGCAGCAGUUUUACUGGUAAAAAUUACACAAUGGAAUGGUAUGAGCUAUUUCAGCUUGGAAAUUGUACCUUCCCACAUCUUCGACCAGAACUGGAGACUCCUUUUUGGUGCAAUCAGGGGGCUGCCUGUUUCUUCGAGGGAAUAGAUGAUUUACACUGGAAAGAAAACGGGACCUUGGUAAAAAUAUCUGAAAUAACAGGUGAAAUAUUUAACAGAAUGGCCAAGUGGGUGAAGGAAGAUAAUGAAACUGGCAUAUACUACGAGACUUGGACUGUUCAUGCUAGUGGUGCUCCAAAUGCCACUGUGUGGUUUGAAUCCUAUGACUGUUCAAAGUUUGUAUUGAGAACUUACCAAAAACUGUUCGAAUUUGGUGCUGUCUUGAAGAGCCCCAUACAAACCAACUAUACCAGAUUAUAUCUCUAUAGUGGAGAACCCAUGUACCUUGGAAAUGAUACAAUAUUUGGACCAAAUGGUACCAAGAUUUUAGCAGCACAAAUUCGCUCCUUCUAUUUUCCAUUUAGACCUCAUCAGCAUGUGAAGGAACUGAUGGAAUCUUUGUUGGAAAUAAUUGCGGAGGUUUUACUGGAGAAAACAUUCUAUUUGUACUUCAAUUUUGAAUAUUGGCUCCUACCAAUGAAAUUUCCUUAUAUUAAAAUAAUAUAUGAAGAGAUCCCUCUGCCAUCGAAAUAAAAUACUUUCACAUCGAACGUUAGAAUGACCCACAGAAAAAUACAAGAAUCCAGGGUUUUGACUUUUUUUGUAUGUCCAAUCUUUAAUGGGAAUCCAUUUGCAUUAUUGCUCUGCUGUUGUGCAUGAAAAUUCCGUAAAUUGCUCUCAUUUUUGUCCUUUUCAUGUUCAUGAAUCUUUGUGCAUCAGUAAAAAUUUAAAAAUCAGACCUCAAAUUGGAGAGCUGUUAUAGCAGAGGGAUGGUCAAUAAAAGUUUUUUUUGUAUAGAAA